AUGGACAAUCAGAGCUGUGCAUCCGAGUUCCUCCUCUUGGGGCUCCCCAGCUGGACAGAGAAACAGGACCUAUAUUAUGCCCUUUUCCUAUCCAUGUACCUGACCACAGUGCUGGGGAACCUGCUCAUCAUCCUGCUCAUCAGGCUGGACUCCCGCCUCCACACCCCCAUGUACUUCUUCCUCAGCCACCUGGCUCUCACUGACGUCUCUUUCUCUUCAGUGAUAGCCCCAAAGAUGCUCUUCAAUAUGCAGACACAGAGCCAAUCCAUCUCUUAUGCUGGUUGUGUUUCCCAGAUGUAUUUCUUUGUAUUUUUUGGAGAUAUUGACAGCCUCCUUCUCACCUCUAUGGCCUAUGACAGGUACGUGGCCAUCUGUCACCCCCUCCACUACACCACCAUCAUGAGUCAGAACCUGUGUAUCCUGCUGGUCACUGUGUCCUGGGUUCUAUCCUGUGCUAGUGCCCUUUCCCAUACCCUGCUUCUGAUCCGGCUCUCUUUCUGUGGAGACUAUGUUGUCCCCCACUUCUUCUGUGACCUCUCUGCCUUACUUAAGCUGUCCACCUCAGACACCACAGUCAAUGACCUGGCUAUCUUCACUGUGGGCACAGUCGUGAUCACUGUACCGUUCAUAUGCAUCCUGGUCUCUUACGGUCGCAUUGGGGCCACCAUCCUGAAGACCCCCUCUGCAAAGGGAAUAUUCAAAGCCUUUUCCACAUGUGGGUCACACCUCACUGUAGUUUCUCUCUACUAUGGGUCAAUUAUUGGACUCUACUUUUUUCCCUCAUCCAAUCACUCUAAUAACAAGGAUGUCAUAGUUGCUAUAUUGUACACCUUUGUUACUCCCAUGUUGAACCCUUUUAUCUACAGCCUGAGGAAUCGAGAUAUGAAAGGAGCACUAAGAAACAUUUUCACUAAGAAGAUCUCACUUAAUUCCUGUUUAACUAUGGGACUGAAAUUUUACCAGAGCAGACUUUUAUUGAACCAGAAUACUCUGAGAACAGGAACGGGCAUUGCAAAAAUUUUUUCAAACGGCCCGACUUGGUUCAUGGUUUCUGCUUAUGAGAUUGUGUUCAUUCUGAAUGGUCACAUAAUAUCUUGA
Sorex araneus (European shrew) is the source of this 1098-nucleotide messenger RNA. RefSeq names its product olfactory receptor 1J4-like. Gene Ontology annotation, cellular component: membrane. The record is from RefSeq and is a predicted model, not a curated record. The coding region runs from base 1 to 1098 and encodes 365 amino acids. The transcript has 3 exons. Lineage: Eukaryota; Metazoa; Chordata; Mammalia; Eulipotyphla; Soricidae. Gene Ontology annotation, biological process: G protein-coupled receptor signaling pathway. Gene Ontology annotation, molecular function: olfactory receptor activity; G protein-coupled receptor activity.